AUGGAUUGGAGGCGAUUCCUCGCUUGGAAUGUGGCUACGUGCUUGUCGGCACUGCUUGGAAAGCUUCUUUGGAGUGAUGGACUUGAUGUGUUUAGAAUUUGUAUCUCUUUUAUGACUGGAUGCCUUAUAACAGCAUGGGUUGGGAAGUGGGCUCAAGGAUUUGAUUUUGUGACUCUGGGAGUGUCUCUAUGGAUAUCCUGGUUUCUUGGAGGGCUGGUUUUCGACCAUAAGGAUAUCGCCGAGGGUGCAAUGUAUCUGGUUGCCCAACCUACUGUCGCCGUUCUUGUAACAAUUUCGCUAGUCUUGAUAUGGAAGAGGCGAAGCAAGGCGGACUCAUCGCUGAACCGAAAGCUCUUCUUGGAUGAACCCGUAAUUGUCAUAGCAUUCCUCGUAUUUUCCAUAUCUAUUACUGCAAUCGUUGGACUUGUUAUGUGUGCCAUAUUCCACAAAUUAACUCUAGAUAGCUUCCUUGAAUUUUGGAGUUCUGAAGCGGUGGGACUUAUUGUGACGUUGCCCGCUCUUUUGCAAGUGUUUCAGACUGAUUGGGGGAGUCGUUUGCACUGCAAUUGGAGGAAGGCAAUUCCAGCUGCUCUUCUAUCUGCCACAGAAUCAGUCGAGAAGCAAGUCGAGGAACGCACUGCUGAACUAGUAAAAGCCAACCAAGAAAAGACUGAUUUCAUGAGUUUCUUAUGUCACGAACUGAGAAGCCCGUUACACAUCGUACGAUCUAUGGCUGAUAUGGCCCUGAUUGAUGAUUCGGGCAGUGAAUUCGCCAAGGCAUCAAGCACUGCAGCACAAUACAUGACUGAUCUAUGUAACGAUGUCCUUGAUGCUGCCAAACUCAAAAGUGGAAAGUCUGAUAUUAAGCCCAAAUGGAUGAAUCUACCUGCCGUGUUAAGAGACCAAUGCCACUCUUUCUCAAAUCAUGCUAUGACGCUCGGAAUCAAUCUACAAUAUCAUUGUGAUUCAGAUGUGCCAGAGAGAGUCUACACUGACGAUUUACGGUGGAGGCAAUGUCUUACGAAUCUGCUUGCCAAUGCUUGUCGAUUCACCAAAGCUGGUGGUAGUGUUGAUGUUUAUCUACACCAUAUCCGCGACAGUGCAAUUCCUCCGGAUCACGUACGAUUGAGGUGUGAUGUCACGGACACGGGGAUUGGAAUAGAUCCAUCGCACAUCCCGACACUCUUUGUACCAUUCAGCAUCGCAAGUCAACAGACCACACGAGAGUAUCAAGGAUCAGGUUUAGGCCUGUCUUUGAGUGCUAUGCUCGUCGAAGCUAUGGGUGGUGAAUUGAAAGUAGAAAGUCAACAAGGUCAUGGCAGUCGAUUCUGGUUUGAAUUGGUCGUUCCUACCCAACCGUCCAUUCAUACAGUCGACAUCAGUGACGAAAAUAACGAAUCGAAGCCUUUACCGACGAAUAGUCUCGAAUACUGGGAAAAAACUAGUCGUUGCCCAAACCAGAAAGCGGACCCUGCUUUGGUAAAACCGCAUUCUUUGGUAGAUCCAGAUAUUUUAGUAGAAGACCCACAAAGCUCUACUGGUGGUGUCGUCGGCAUUAGCCGACUACAGCCGUCAACCACUCUGACGGGAGUAGAAUAUCCGUAUCCGAUCUUGCCAGAGUCUGCUGCUUUGAUUCCAUCAGUCACACAACCAACUGCACCGACCACAUUUUUAUCAUCACCUCGCGGUAGCCAUGCAACACAGGAACACACUGUCGGUGCUCUUGUGGUUGAUGACUCGGAUGUCAAUCGCGCCCUUCUCAAACGUAUGCUGACACGUUUGAGGCCUCAUAUGCAAUUGCCUAUGGCUAAUGAUGGUCAGGAAGCUAUUGACUUCGCAGAGCAAUACAAGUACCAAAUCAUCUUCAUGGACUUGCAAAUGCCCAGAGUUGACGGUUGGACGGCCAUUGCCCAUAUUCGCAAAGAAGGCCUCAAUAUUGAGACUCCCAUCAUCAUCACUUCUGCCAAUACUGUCACAGAAAAAGAGCAAUCCUUUGCACAGUGUGGCGUCUUGGCCAAACCCUUUCUCGUCAAAGACUUAAAGGACAUUCUUGAUCGUUACCAUAUGUAA
Synchytrium microbalum is the source of this 2070-nucleotide messenger RNA. RefSeq lists its product as uncharacterized. Bases 1 to 2070 code for a protein of 689 amino acids. Gene Ontology annotation, biological process: phosphorelay signal transduction system; protein autophosphorylation. The record is from RefSeq and is a predicted model, not a curated record. Gene Ontology annotation, molecular function: histidine phosphotransfer kinase activity; phosphorelay sensor kinase activity. The transcript is spliced from 9 exons. Lineage: Eukaryota; Fungi; Chytridiomycota; Chytridiomycetes; Synchytriales; Synchytriaceae.